This is a messenger RNA of Suncus etruscus (white-toothed pygmy shrew), 1127 nucleotides long. RefSeq names its product E3 ubiquitin-protein ligase PPP1R11. The transcript has a single exon. The record is from RefSeq and is a predicted model, not a curated record. The coding region runs from base 179 to 562 and encodes 127 amino acids. Gene Ontology annotation, molecular function: protein serine/threonine phosphatase inhibitor activity; protein phosphatase 1 binding. Gene Ontology annotation, cellular component: nucleus. NCBI's taxonomy places the organism in Eukaryota, Metazoa, Chordata, Mammalia, Eulipotyphla, Soricidae.
AGCAGGGUCUGCCCAAGGGUUGGGAAAGCGGAGGCCCAGGAGAAGAGGGGAGAAAGGAGGCGGAGGAUCCUGUUUACUUCGCUUCCUCUACCGAUUCCCUUAGCCUCCAGGGGACCCCGUCAAAGGAAAGGGCGAUUCAUCCUUCUUCCUCCCCUCUUCUUUCUCCUUAGCCUUAGCCAUGGCUGAGGCUGGGCCCGGGCGGAGCGAGACCGUCACCGAGACAACGGUUACCGUGACAACCGAGCCCGAGAACAGGAGAAGAUUAACCAUCAAGCUUGAGAAUCGGAAACCAGAAAAAAAGGUAGAAUGGACAAGUGACACUGUGGAUAAUGAACACAUGGGACGCCGUUCAUCAAAAUGCUGCUGUAUUUAUGAGAAACCUCGGGCCUUUGGUGAAAGCUCUACAGAAAGUGAGGAGGAAGAAGAGGAAGGCUGUGGUCAUACACACUGUGUUCGGGGCCACCGCAAAGGACGGCGCCAUGCAACUCCAGAACCCACUCCUACCACCCCUCCCCAUCCACCUGACCCUUCCCAGCCCCCUCCAGGGCCAAUGCAGCACUAAAUUUCUCGCUACCCUACCAUUCCUGUGUGUGAGUAUCUGACCCUUAGUUAUCCAAGUGGCUAUUGGGGACUAAUUCAUUCUCUGGAUCCCUCCUUUCCUCUACUCUGCCUGACAGAAGAGGGAAAAGGAGAGUCGACAGAAAUCCUAGAACUCUGACAUGCUGCUAUUCCCAAACUCUGACUUCUGGGUUUCCCUCAGCCUUCAUAGUACUCUUCUAGAGAUCCAGACAUUUUGGUCCCUGUCUCUUCUCUUUGUUCUUACUGCCAAACUGCCAGUUCUUUUGGACACUUGCACUCUCAAUUUGAGUCCCAAAAAUUUACAUUGGGUUUCCAACAACCCCAACUCUUACUGCCAGAGUCUCAGUCAGAUUCUAGGCAAUCUUGAUCCAGUCAUGUUAAUCCUGGCUUACAGCUCUUCAUUAAUGUAUUUAUAUUAAUCUUAAUUCUCCGACUUUACCUGUGGGAUGUGAGGGCUUUUGGGAGACCUUAGGGUCCCUAGUCCUUUGCUUUCCCUACUGCCCAUUCCCCUCAUUCCCUCAAGAAGAAUUAGGAGAGAAGUCUUUUUA